UAUAAUAAUUUAAUUUUUUGUGUGUUGUGUUCACGUCGACGUCGCGUUCAUUGGCCGCGCGCCGUGCGUUCUCUCUCUUCUCUCUCUCUCGCUGCGUGCGUGUGAGCGUGUUUAAGUCCCCAAAAUGCUGACAGCAAGGUGUUAAGACAAUUGCAACAUAAACAAACACACAAUAAUCAUAAUAAUAAUAGCAAUUAUACUCAAAAAAACGAAAACGACAACUCCAACCCCGCAGCAGCAUCAACAGCAAUUACUAAAUGAAAAUGCGAAAUCAUAAAGAAAACGGAAAUCAUCAAGCGAGCUCAACGCAGACAAUGCCACUCGAGAGCAACAAAAUGGACAAAGCCAAUGGCAACAUCAACAACAACAACAACAAUAGCAAUGCCAACGGUCAAACGGACAAGCUGAACGUUAACAAAAUGUUGCUCAAGUCCGUUGUUUCAAAGGAUGCUACAGCAGCAGCAACAGCAGCAACAACUGCUGCAACAACAACAACUGCAACGCAGUCACAUUCACAGUCACAGUCACUGCGACGGCAACAGCAAUUCACGCCCCUUGCCGUGUCGGAUGCGGCCAGCAAUGCCAGCUUCAGUUCCGCAUCGGUCGCCGGCUCCAUACAGGAUGAUAUGCAGCUGCCGCCAACGCCACAGCAGCAGCAAUCACAUGCACAGCAGCAACAUGCAACGCAACAGCAGCAGCAACUUGAUGCAUGUGGACUUACCCAAGCGGGUUUGGAGGAGUACAACAUACGCGCCAAUUGCUACUACGAUCAAACUACAUUUCAUCAUCAGAAGCAAGCAAGCUAUGCGCAGUCCGAGGGCUAUCACAGCUACGUAUCCAGCUCGGACUCCAGCUCGGCCACGCCGUUCUUAGACAAAUUACGCCAAGAGAGCGAACUGCUGUCGCGACAAUCGCAUCAUUGGUCCGAGAACGAUCUGUCCUCAGUUGGCAGCAAUUCGAUUGCUCCAUCGCCCAUACCAUUGCUCGCGCGGCAGUGCAACAGUCGCAGCAGCAGCAUCAGCGGCAACAUUAACGGCAACGCUUCACACACCCACGCCCAUAACCACACCCAUAGCCACAGCCACAGCCACAGCCAUCCACAGCAUCGCUCCAGCCCCAACAGCAGCAGCAACAACAACAACAACAGUUCAGAGAGCACCUCAUCCACGGAGACGCUGAAAUGGCUUGGCUCUAUGAGCGAUAUAUCCGAGGCGAGCCAUGCCACCGGCUAUAGCGCCAUAGCCGAGUCGGUGAGCUCCUCCUCGCAGCUAAUAGUGCACAGCUCUCGGGUGCUGACGCCCAAGCGACAUCAUAGCGAGAGUGUGCUGUAUCUACACGACAGCGAAACGACGACGCCAGCAGCGGCAGCCGCAACAGCGACGGCAACAGCGACUACGCAGCAGAUCUCAGAGGAGGAUGCAGUGCAGCCGCUGCGCGUGCAGCAUCGUCAUAGUCCCAGCUAUCCGCCAGUGCAUAGCACGCUGACGCUGCAACGCUUGCAACAGCUCAACUCAACACAAAGUUCCUUGGACUCCAUCACAUCAGCAGCCGCCUCAUCGCUCUCACAGUCAACGGGCGAUCUUAAGCACAGAUCGAGCAUCAAUGUAAGCAUCUCCAGCAGCGAAGCGGUGGUCACCAUUGCACCACAGCCGCCACCCAGCAAGCCGCAGCUAAGCAAGAGCGAGCUCUUCAGCUGCAGUGCACCCAAUGUGGCCAGCAGCGAAUGCAGCGAUAGCUAUCGCAGCAAUCAUCGCCUCUUUCCCGUCAGCACCUACACGGAGCCGGUGCAUAGCAACACCUCGCACUAUGUGCAGCAUCCCAAGCCGCAGUACAGCGCCAAAUUACCUGUGAUAACGCCCGCUGGCGCCGCCGUGCAGCCCGCUUGGCAUUCGGUAGCGGAACGCAUAAACGACUUUGAACGCAGUCAGCCCAAGUUUGCCUAUCUGGAGCCCAGCAAAACGCAUCGUCUGUCUAAUCCAGCGCUCAAGGCGCUGCAGAAGAACGCAGUGCAGAGCUACGUGGAGCGGCAGCAGGCGCAGGCGCAGCAGCAGCAGGAGGAGCAGCAGCUGCUGCGGCCACACAACUAUCAGUCGCUGCAUGUGGAGCGCAAGAGUUUGCCCAACAAUUUGAGUCCCAUGCUGGGCUCAAGUGGCAGCAGCUCGCCAACGCCGCCACCGCCGCCGCCACGCUCACGCUCGUUGCUGUCCAAUGUGCUGCGUCGCUCCAGCUCUGCCUCGGACUAUGCAGAGUUUCGUGAGCCGCCGCAGCAGCAGCAGCAAGCGCAAUAUGCAGCUAAGCAGCCGACGGGACUGCGUAAUAUAAGCAGCGCUGAAAAGUUGUCGUUCAAUGACUGUGGCAUGCCACCGCCGCCGCCGCCACCACGUGGACGCGUCGUGCUGCCCACGCGACGCGGCUCCUCGGCUACAGAGUAUGCGCCCAUGCGUGAGAAGCUGCUGCUGCAGCAGGCGGCAGCGCUGGCGCAUCAGCAACAUCAUCCGCAGCAGCAUGUGCGCUACGAGCGUCCGCCCGAGCGUCCACCCAAGCAGCCGCAUCUGCGCGUGCCCUCGCCGGAGCUGCCGCCGCCACCACUUGGCCCCGAACUGGAGUCCGGCUAUACGUUCGAUGAGCCGCUGCCGCCGCCACCGCCACCGGAAGUGCUGCAAGCGCCUGCGCCGCCGCCAGCCAAUCGACGCAACAGCUUUGCAGGCGCCUCAACGCGUCGUUUGCCCAGCGCUGCUGCUGCUGCUGUCAAGGUGCCGCCGCAAGUGCCCAAGAAACCCACCAGCUUGCGUCAGCUGCCACAUGCUAAAGCGCCGCUGUCCAAUGGCGCCAAGCCUACAAAUCUGCCCACAACCAGUCGCAAGCGUCCGCAUCAUGCGCCGCCCAUUCUGGAAAGCAUUGCAACCACUGCCGCCGCUGCCCCACCACCGCCAUUGUUGCCACGCGCACGUCCCACGCCACAUGCUGCGGCUGCUGCUGUGGACAGCAUUAUUGCCAACAAUCUGGAGAGCAAUCAGCAGAAACGAUCCAACUCGAAGGCUUCGUAUCUGCCGCGUCAGAGCCUGGAGAAGCUGAACAACACGGAUCCGGAUCAUGGCAUUUAUAAGCUCACGCUUACCUCCAACGAGGAUCUGGUGGCGCAUUCGAAGCCCAACUAUGGCGUAACUGCAGCCAAGUUGAAGCUGCCCAACAAUUUGCCCGAUGUGUUGCCGUUGGGCGUCAAACUGCAGCAGCCAGUCAAGCCCAGUUCGCCCACAGCUGCUGAGCAGCUGGUUACGUUGCGCUAUGGCAGCAACAAUAACCUGGCAACGAAAACAACAAACAGCGGCACACCAACCAGCGCCUAUGCUAUGAUCUAUGGACAGCAGCCACAGCAACAGCAGCCAGGACAGCAGCGUUACUCAACGCCCACGCUGGGCCACGCCUACAGCCAAAAGAGUGUGGGAGGCGGCACGCAGUUUACGCGAUCUCAGUCGUACGAUGCCUGCCAAUCCCAGCUGGAUCUGAAGCAGGCUGUGCAUGAUCUGGAGACAACGCUGGAGGAAGUGCUGCCGGCGCCAACGCCCACGCCCACACCGCCACGCCUAUCGCCGGCGCAUUCGCAUUCGGACUGCAGCCUGAGCAGCGGCUCACUGGACUGCAGUCCAGUGCAUGCGGCCAGCGAUGCGCACAUCUUUCGCGCCGAGCUGAUUAGCACAACGACAACCACGCCCACGCCCAAGCCGCCGCCCAUAAAUCGGCAGGAAUCGCUGCGUGAAAACAUUGAGAAGAUAACACAGCUGCAAUCGCAGCUAAUGUCUGCACACAUCUGUGAGUCCACGAACCUCUUAAGCAGCUACGCCAAGAGCAUAGAGCCCAUUAAAGAGCAGCUGAGCAGCAGCAGCACAAGUCCAACGCCCCCCACGCCCACUACGCCGCCGCCAGCUGUGGCGGAUGCCAGCACCGAUAGCUUAAAGUUGAUGCAGCGCAGCGAGCUGGUGCUGCUUGUUAAUGCGCCGCCCAGCACUGCGGACAUGGCCUGCCAAACGGAUGAGCUGCUGGACAGCGAACUGGUGGCCAGCACGCGCGGCAGCGAGGAGCAACCCAUGCGCACCACAUUGCAGCCACGCCAGCGUCAGGCCAUUGAGCUGGAGUAUGAGCAGCAGGCGCUGCAGCUGCUGCAGCAAUUGCCGCCCAACAGCGACAACAGCAACAAGCUUGUCGAGAUUCUGACACCAAAAAGCCAAAAGCCCACCACACAAUACGUUAGCAAUCUAUACAAUCCCAAUGUGCCGCUGCGUCCGGCCAAGCGCGAUGUGGGCACCUCAACACUCAUGCGCAUCAAGGGUGUGGCCCAGAAUGCGCUGCAGGAGCUGCAACUUGUCACCGUCGAGCUGCAGCUGUGCAGCGACGACACUGGCAACAACUUAAUCAAACAGCAGCUGGAUGCGCUCAUCAAGCAGUUGAACCAAAAAAUUGCCGCCCUGAAGCGUGAACAGCGCACCAUUGGCGAAGAGUGCGGCGCCAACGAUCAACUAGGCCUGGAGCUGCUGGCCAAACUAACGGAGAAGGUGCGUCCCAGCGAAGCGUCCAAGUUCCGCACCUACAUCGAUGAUGUGGGUCACAUUACCAGUCUGUUGCUAUCGCUGUCGGAGCGCCUAGCCCAAACCGAUUGCAGCCUAGAGGCGCGUACGCCACAUGCAAUCUCCCAGCAGGAGCAGUGUACGCUGGAAGCGAAACGGCAACGCCUCUGUGAGCAAUUGGAGGAGGCACAACGCCUCAAGGCGGACAUUGAUAGGCGUGGCAGCAGCAUUGCCGCGCUCUUUGGCAAGCAUCUCAGCGCCGAUCUGUGCGCCGACUACGAUUAUUUUAUCAAUAUGAAGGCCAAACUUAUUGCCGAUGCACGUGAUCUGGCCGAUCGGAUCAAGGGCAGCGAGGAGCAGCUCUCGGCGCUUAGUGAUACUUUGUUCCAAAGUGAUUGCUAAAGCUGUCGCUGCAUUUGUCGCUCCUUUUUCACAGUUUUCCUUGCUGUCAACUCUGAGUUGAGAGCUGUUAAGUGAGAAUUGUGCGUCCGUUCUGAUCUGCAUGUGUAUUAACUUAAAAUUGUGCUUAAAAAACAACCAACACAUACACACACACACACUCUAAUGUAUAAAUAUUUUAUGUUCAUUUGUGAUUUUCAAUUAGCUUGUAGGUUAUAAACUAUGUAUCUGCCGCAUAUGUGUAAGCAAAUUUACAUAAUUAUCAAAACGCAAAGAUAAACUGUAUGCAUUAUUAAAAAUUUUAUAAAACUCAUAUGUAA
Molecule: messenger RNA, 5281 nt
Organism: Drosophila busckii
Lineage: Eukaryota; Metazoa; Arthropoda; Insecta; Diptera; Drosophilidae
Product: protein Shroom
Exons: 10
Coding region: 258-4964 (1568 amino acids)
Biological process (GO): actin filament organization
Cellular component (GO): cortical actin cytoskeleton; apical junction complex; adherens junction
Molecular function (GO): actin filament binding
Source: RefSeq, a predicted model, not a curated record